AUGCACGGCCAGCAAUAUUGUUUGUUGUUUUAUGCUGAUGAAAACGUAGAGCGAUGGCAGAGCGAAUUUGACGAUUGUUUGUAUUACUAUGUAGAAGAUCGCAGAGAUACGACGGUGAAUGCGAGAUUGAAAAGACGGAACUCUCGACUUUUAGAUAUUCCAUAUAACAAAGAAUUGCAGCAGUCCAAUUUGGACAGCAUCAAACACCGUGCCAGAUCACUAGCCAAAGCGCCCCGUCACAUGAAAUAUUUUUUGAUUUCAGAUUUUUCAAAUAUUGAAUCAUCGUUUGAUUUGCUAUACAACAGUGAUGAUUCCAAAAACAAAGAAGUGAGUAAUUUUCCAGAAGAAGCAGUUAUUGGACCAACAAUUGAACACCAAUGUAGGUUUUGUAAAUACAACAUGGCAGCGUACUACACAAGACAGAUGAGAUCUGCUGAUGAAGGUCAAACAGUUUUCUACACAUGUCUCAAUUGCAGGUUGUUUUAG
This is a messenger RNA of Helobdella robusta, 486 nucleotides long. RefSeq lists its product as hypothetical. Gene Ontology annotation, cellular component: RNA polymerase I complex. Gene Ontology annotation, biological process: DNA-templated transcription; termination of RNA polymerase I transcription. The transcript has 4 exons. Bases 1 to 486 code for a protein of 161 amino acids. Gene Ontology annotation, molecular function: nucleic acid binding; zinc ion binding; DNA-directed RNA polymerase activity. The record is from RefSeq and is a predicted model, not a curated record. NCBI's taxonomy places the organism in Eukaryota, Metazoa, Annelida, Clitellata, Rhynchobdellida, Glossiphoniidae.